Messenger RNA from Penicillium taxi, 981 nucleotides. RefSeq lists its product as uncharacterized. The transcript is spliced from 3 exons. NCBI's taxonomy places the organism in Eukaryota, Fungi, Ascomycota, Eurotiomycetes, Eurotiales, Aspergillaceae. The record is from RefSeq and is a predicted model, not a curated record. Bases 1 to 981 code for a protein of 326 amino acids. Gene Ontology annotation, cellular component: mitochondrion.
AUGACGUUUUCGAGACACGGGUGCAUAUAUUACGCAUCGGAUCUUGAUUUAAAAUUUUGCGACUAUGAAUUGAUUACGACGCAACCAAAUUAUCCUACGGCGGGUAGAAGUGACUCACUGCCAUCUUUCGUAGUCGGACCUUCGGCCAGUCCUCUAUUUUGGGUUAAGCAGAGAGCUAAAAUGAACUUGGAUAGAGGGCCAUGUAUGAUGUUUCAAAAGCCACAACGCUGUUUAAGAGACUCUAUCACAGACCAUGCUGAAGCUAUCGGAAAAAAUGAGAUUCAAUGGGCUGAUUCUCAUUGCCGGCCGAGGAUGAACUACCACCAAUCUAUGGAAUGCCCAGAAACGCCAGGCGAUUACAUCGCUCUUUUCAAGAAAUAUAUAGCCCUUACUCCGUUUCUAGUCCCUGCAAGUGCUGAGCAACUGACCAGGAUAUCGCAUCCAGGCCUGCACCUUGACAAUAUAUUCGUCGACCCAACUCGCAGCAGGCUGCUGUAUCCCCGGCAUUUCUUCAGCGCUCUUAUCCGCAGAUGCUUGAGCUAUCAGCCUCCCCAUGUUCUGCUCAUAAGAAAUUCUUUUGGGGCAUUACUACGAUGCCAUAAAAAAAGCGAUUCUGCAAGAAGGCAAAUUCUCAAUGAUUCACUCCACGAGCUGAAAUUAAACAACAUUUCUUUAGUACCUGCAUAUUGGGAACGGGAAGAGCUUUUUUCUCUUCGCAAUUCCUUGAUCAAUGUUAUCGCGCACUGGACUGAUAUCAAGCAUGAGCCAAAGUUGUGUCCCGUUGAUUUUGGAGAGGAGGAGUUAUUCAUACAUCAAGACGAAAUGAAUCUUUUAGAAGGUAUAUCGGACACUGUUCACCAGCUCCAAGAUACGGGGCUUAUUCCGUUGGGUAUGAUACGGCCCAAGUAUUACGAACGAGUCGUCAAGUUGAAUGAACAUUUUAAAAGCGAGUUUGUCGGUUUGGCUGAGAACGAGCACUAG